Messenger RNA from Fusarium graminearum PH-1, 1030 nucleotides. RefSeq lists its product as uncharacterized. The coding region runs from base 177 to 830 and encodes 217 amino acids. The record is from RefSeq and is a predicted model, not a curated record. The transcript has 2 exons. NCBI's taxonomy places the organism in Eukaryota, Fungi, Ascomycota, Sordariomycetes, Hypocreales, Nectriaceae.
CUCACUUUAACCCAUCGUUACCUGGACACAUACGGUUACUGUUACGGUUACCGCAACAGCUACAGCGCAUCACCCCCACAGUGAUCAUCAACUGAUCGUUCCCCCAUCCAUCACCUUUUAGCUUCUUUGUUCAUCUUAUUGCGGGUAACUGCAUUUCAACUAUCUCAACCGUCAAAAUGGUCACCAAACCAUACGAGAAGAAGCGACUUUACAUUCAGCAUCCAGAGGAGGACUACGCCAUAGUUAGCCAUCGCGUAACCCGAAUUGUGCCUCCUCCACCAAGGGAACCUUCUCCUCCUCCUCCUCCGCCUGUCAUCUACAGGCCUCCACUGCCACCACCUCCUCCACCACAGUUUUACCCGCCGCCGCCGCCUCCACCGGUUAUUGAGGUGCCUUGUUCGCCGCCUCCUCCUCCGCCUCCACCAGUCGAAAAGCCCAAGCCUAAGCCCGUGCCUAAGCCAUCGCCUCCUCCUGUAAUCGAGGAGCCAAGACCUUGCUCUCCGCCUCCCGAGGAGCCUAUCGAGGUUAUCGCUGUAGAUGUCGAGCCGCAUCACAAGAAGAAGAAGAAGCCCAAGUCUCGCUCUCGAAGCAGCCACAGCCAUCACAGCCGUCACUCUUCGUAUGACCACGACCGAGAGCGUGUCAUCGAGCGCGAGAGAUUUGUCCCUGUUCCAGUGCCUGUUCAAGUCGAACCGCGCUACGAGACCUACCGCUAUGUUGAGGGAGCUCGACGUCAGCAAUAUUCCCCUCCAUCACCACCUAGACGCAUGAUUGAGGAUGAUCGUAUGCGACUUCGCAUUACGGAUCGCGAGCGUGAAUACUAUCGAUGAUAUGGAAUAUCUGGAAUUAUACGGGAGAAGACUUACGAAUCUGUGUGAUGAUUAAUGACUUUGAUUUCACUUCACGGCUGAAUCUAGGGUACAAGAAGGAGUACUAUUUAAGGAGUUGAGGCAAAUUGAAUAUUUUAUACUAUCUUUUUGACAGAUACAGGAAUAUCUUACUUAUCAAUGACAAUAUACUUUGUGUUUUA